Molecule: messenger RNA, 3459 nt
Organism: Oncorhynchus masou masou (cherry salmon)
Lineage: Eukaryota; Metazoa; Chordata; Actinopteri; Salmoniformes; Salmonidae
Exons: 11
Coding region: 188-1807 (539 amino acids)
Source: RefSeq, a predicted model, not a curated record
CAAUAAUAAUUUAGCCACUUAACGUUUUAGUUAUUUAGGCGUUUGUUAACACCGGGGAACUCAAAAUAUGACAUAUUUAACUUCCCAGCAUCACAUAUUUACCCCCAAGUAGUGUUUAAUUCGUGUUUGAGAAAGCACUUGUUGAUAUAUUGUCAUCAAGGUAAUGGUAUUUAGCUAGCUGCUAAGAAUGGCUAACUGUAACGAUAUGGUUUUCCACACUCAAAUAGCCUCCAUCAUGGAGGUUCUAGCGAAUACAGCCGUGGCAGAGAUUUGUAAACUCGUAGACGACGACUAUGCAGUGUUUCGUUUGGAAAUAACUCAAAGCCAGAAAGAAAACAGGGCAUUGCGGAGGAAGCUACAGCUACUGGAACUGAAGGUGGCACGGGAACGCCGUCCCAGUAGUGCCAAGAUCCUCGAGCGAUACAGAGGAAUGGCAAGAGGUGACUACCUCAUGAAGCUGGUUGAGAGAAUGCCAAGAGUGUGCAAAGCUAUCAAGGCAAAGGGUGAAGGACAUCUCACUGGAGGUCACAGGAGCUUUGUGAAGCCAGUGGGACACAAUACAUGGAGAGAUGACCAACCAAUUACAGUUGAUGAGGGGAGUGGAACCUCAACCCAGCAUGUUAUCGUGAUAGAGUCUGCAGAGGCUGCAGGUCCCGGGGUGAAGCUAGAGGGGUCUGAAGGAGAGGAGGACCCACGGCACAGGAGAGACAUUCAGACUGGAGUCGAGGACCCUACUACCGCCGCAGCUCAGCCCAGGACUCGACGCAGCAUCACAGAGAGGAGGAGGGUCCAAAAGGUGCUGCUGGAGGACAACCAGACUACACCUCCUCCUGAACCCACAGAGGAACCAGCUGAGCAGCACAGGACCACACAGUCUCACGGAGGUGAAGGACGUCUCACUGGAGGCCACAGGAGCUUUGUGAAGCCAGUGGGACACAAUACAUGGAGAGAUGGUCAACAAAUCACCGUUGAUGAGGGGAAUGGAACCUCAACCCAGCACAUUAUCAUGAUAGAGUCUGCAGAUACAGAGGCUGCAGGUCCUGGGGUCAAGCAGGAGAGUUCUGAAGGAGAGGAGGAACUACGGCACAGCAGAGACAUCCAGACUGAAGAGUCUGGAGCGCCCCCUGUAGCCACGGAGGACCCCACUACCACUCCAGCGCAGCCAAGGGCCCGACGCAGCAUCACGGAGGAGGAGGAGGGUUCAGAUGUGCUGCUUAUUUGUGAGGAGGGUCUGGGGAACCCAGAGGGGACCAUGGUCAUGGAGGACAGCCAGACUACACCUCCUGAACCCAUAGAGGAAUCAGCUGAGCAGCACAGGACCACACACAGUCUCACUGAGCCAGUUGACAUGGAGGAUGGGAAGCCUGUUCUGCUGCUGGUCAAAGAGGAGACAGUAGAGGAUGGACCAGAGAGCAUUGAUCUGCUGAGUGGACUAAAGAUGGGGGAGCAAGGUGGUUGGCUGGAGGCUAACAAAUACUGGGUGGCUGUCUUGGAUUCUCUGACCCUGACUGGUGCGGCUAAGGGCUUGCAGGACGAUAUCACUGAGCAGGCCAGGACCAGAGGCGACAUAGUGGAGCAGCAUACCACCCUGCAUACCACUGCUGGCUUGCUUCUGAAGCUAAGCAGGGUUGGUCCUGGACAGUCCCUGGAUGGGAGACCAGAUGCUGCUGGAAGUGGUGUUGGAGGGCACGUAGGAGGCACUCUUUCCUCUGGUCUAAAAAUAUCCCAAUACCUCAGGGCAGUGAUUGGGGACACUACCCUGUGUAGAGUGCCAUCUUUCGGAUGGGACAUUAAACAGGUGUCCUGACUGAGGUCAUUAAAGAUCCCAUGGCACUUAUCAUAAGUGUAGGGGUGUUAACCCCGGUGUCCUGGCCAAAUUCCCAAUCUGGCCCUCAAACCAUCACGGUCACCUAAUAAUCCCCAGUAUACAAUUGGCUCAUUCAUCCCCCUACUCUCCCCUGUAACUAUUCCCCAGGCCGUUGCUGUAAAUGAGAAUGUGUUCUCAGUCAACUUACCUGGUAAAAUAAUGGAUAAAUUAAAAAAUGAGGGAUGCCCAUUAGCUGCGGCCAAGGCAGCAGCUACCCUUCCAGGGGUCCAAACACACUAAAGCACCCACAUUACUUCUAAAACUACAUAUAAAACAGUGAACUAUGUUUGUACUGAAUGAGCUAAAGUUAAUACAGUACAUCAUAUAACAUCCCUACACCACCACAUACCCACAACACAAAAUGUUCAAUAACAAUAUCACAAUGUGUGUGUAUGCAUGUGUCUACCUUUUGUGUGUGUCUCUUCACAGUCCCUGUUAUUCCAUGAGGUAAAAAGCAGGUAGAAAUACACAUGAUUAUUCUGCUUGCAUCAGUUACCUGAUGUGGAAUAGAGUUCCAUGUAGUCAUGGCUCUAUUUAGUACUGUGCGUCUCCCAUAGUCUGUUCUGGACUUGGCGACUGUGAAGAGACCUUUGGUGGCAUGUCUUGUGUGGGGUAUGCAUGGGUGUCCGAGCUGUGUGCUAGUAGUUUAAACAGACAGCUCCGGACAUUCAGCUUGUCAACACCUCUUACAAAAACAAGUAAUAAGGAAGUCAAUCUCUCUCCCACUUUGAGCCAUGAGAGAUUGACAUGCAUGUCAUUGUUCGCUCUCUGUACUUUUAAGGGCCAGAGGUGCUGCCCUGUUCUGAGCCACCUACAAGUCCCUCUGUGACCACACUCCUGAAUAGUAGUCUAGGUGCGACAACUAGGGCCUGUAGUACCUGCCUUGUUGAUAGUGUUGUUAAGAAGGUAGAGCAGCGCUUUAUUAUGGAGAGACAUCUCCCCAUCUUAUCUACUGUUGCAUCAAUAUGUUUAGGCCAUGACAGUUUACAAUCCAGGGUUACUCCAAGCAGUUUAGUCACCACAAUUUGCUCAAUUUCCACAUUCAUUACGAGACGUAGUUAAGGUUUAGGGUUUAGUGAGGGAUUUUUCCCAGAUGCAAUGCUUUUAGUUUUGGAAAUAUUUAGGACUAAUUUAUUCCUUUCUACCCAUUCUGAAACUAACUGCAGCUCUUUGCUAAGUAUUUAAAUCGCAGAAGUUCUCACUCAACAACAAGCUUAUUGGGUAUCCAGCUAACUUCAAGUCCUACGAGCAGAACAUAAUUGCCACAGAAAAUGUCUUAAAUAAUACAUAUCAAACUGUAAGCAAAGAAACGUGAUUCAAACAUGUAAAAAUACAUUUGAAUGCAUCAAAUUGUCCACCAGCAAUAAUAACUUUUCAUGGUCAAGUUUUCACUCUCAAUUUCUCUCUUUAAAGUCUUGGCACUUUUUUGGUUUGGAUUUCAGUGUAAUGGGACCUGGCUAAAUUAUGCACGGAAGAGAUGUGCAAUGUGCAGUUCCUGGAUAAUGGUGCAGGGUGCAGUCUGUGGAUGAAUAGGGCAGAGUUCAAAGUCCAUGGAUGAGAGAAUCAUGGUGGAUCAGGUGGCCGGUUGGUGA